This is a messenger RNA of Sphenostylis stenocarpa, 702 nucleotides long. The record is from the annotation of a GenBank genome assembly. Lineage: Eukaryota; Viridiplantae; Streptophyta; Magnoliopsida; Fabales; Fabaceae.
AUGGAAUCCGAUGAGUUGACUAUGCUGAAACCUAACCUAGUACAGCAGACGCAGUACCCAACAGAAACUGCCGCCGCGACGCCAGUAGAAUGCAAAGUGAUGCUUAGGGUUAUACUGGCUUCACUUCCUUUAUGUGACUUUAAGGAGGGUUAUGUUGAAGUCAUGGUGCAAGAAAAUGGUAAAAGGAAGAGUCCGAACAUUCUGGUGACUGGAACACCAGGGACAGGAAAGACAACCAUGUGCACUAGUCUAGCAGAAGCCACCCAGCUCCGCCACAUCAAUAUUGGAGAAUUAGUAAAAGAAAAGAACUUGCAUGAUGGCUGGGAUGAUGAGCUUGAUUGUUAUGUUCUUAAUGAAGACUUGGUCUGUGAUGAACUUGAGGAUGUUAUGGAAGAGGGGGGAAACAUUGUGGACUACCAUGGCUGUGAUUUCUUUCCUGAGCGAUGGUUUGACUGUGUGAUUGUACUUCAAACUGAUAACACCAUUUUGUAUGACCGUUUGAGUAGGAGGGGAUACAAAGAUCCAAAGCUUUCAAACAACAUUGAAUGUGAAAUCUUCCAAGUUCUGCUUGAGGAGGCUAGAGAAAGUUACUCGGAGGAUAAAGUGAUAGCAUUCAAGAGUGAUAAUAUCGAAGACAUUAGUAGAAAUGUUGCAACUCUGACAGAUUGGAUCAGAAAUUGGUCCUUACCCUCACAAUCUUAA